Messenger RNA from Polyodon spathula (Mississippi paddlefish), 3737 nucleotides. RefSeq names its product neurotensin receptor type 1-like. NCBI's taxonomy places the organism in Eukaryota, Metazoa, Chordata, Actinopteri, Acipenseriformes, Polyodontidae. Gene Ontology annotation, biological process: neuropeptide signaling pathway. The coding region runs from base 117 to 1337 and encodes 406 amino acids. The record is from RefSeq and is a predicted model, not a curated record. The transcript has 4 exons. Gene Ontology annotation, molecular function: G protein-coupled neurotensin receptor activity. Gene Ontology annotation, cellular component: plasma membrane.
UUUUACAAGUCCCAACAGACUGCUUGCGGUCUGUUAACCAAACAACACACGCUGAAGUCUCAGUUGCAGAUUUUUUUUUUUUUUUACUUUUUAUUUUAUUUGUAGGCUUACUAAAAAUGAAUCUCAAUUUACCCCUGUUGUCGGAGCACAACACCUCCCGCAACUUUCAGUUAAUAACACGGGACUUCUAUCUCUCUGGAUAUUCUGAAACCAAUGCCUCAUCACCACUCAGCUCAAAUAACACGACUGGGAAGCAGGAGGACGACCUUGACGUGAAUACGGACAUUUACUCCAAAGUCGUGGUCACCGUGAUCUACAUCGGUCUCUUUUUAGUAGGGUGCCUGGGCAACUCCAUCACGGUGUACACGUUAGUUCAGAAGAAGACUUUGCAAAACUUGCAAAGCACCGUGCACUACCACCUGGCGAGCCUGGCGGUCUCCGACCUGCUCAUUCUGGUGCUAUGCAUGCCAAUAGAACUCUAUAACUUCAUCUGGGUUCACAACCCGUGGGCAUUCGGCAACGCUGUGUGCAAGGGCUAUUACUUUUUGAGAGACGCGUGCACGUAUGCCACCGCUUUCAACAUUGCCAGCCUCAGCGUGGAGAGGUUCAUGGCGAUAUGCCAUCCUUUCAAAGCGAAGAGCAUCAUGUCGAGAAGCAGGACCAAGAAGCUGAUUAGCGCUAUCUGGGUAGCUUCUUUCCUGCUGGCCACCCCCAUGCUUUUCAUCAUGGGGCAGAUCUAUGUCACAGAGGUUAAAAUCUGCACCACAGUGGACCAGUCCAUGGCAAAGACCGUUCUGCAGGUUAACGCCUUCCUUUCAUUCGUAUUUCCCAUGGUGGUGAUCUCUGUGCUGAACACCGUUAUCGCCAAUCAGCUCAUACAGAUGUUUAAACAGGCUGCCCAGGACAGCAGGGUCUGCACCAUUGGUGAACAUCCCACAGUGCUGAGCGUCUCUGUGGAGCCCAACCGAGUGCAGUCUCUUAGACAUGGGGUCAAAGUCUUACGGGCUGUUGUGGUCGCCUUCGUGGUCUGCUGGCUUCCAUAUCACAUUCGGCGCCUCAUGUACUGCUACGUGACCGACUGGACAGACUUUCUUUUUGACUUCUACCAUUACUUCUACAUGGUGACCAACGUCCUGUUCUACGUGAGCUCCACAGUCAACCCUGUCCUCUAUAACCUGGUAUCGGCUAACUACAGGCAGAUCUUCAUGUCGACGCUCAGCUACUUUUGUCUGCCUUGGAGGAGGAAGAGGAAGCGACCUGCCCUCGCCAGGCAUUUCAACAGCAUCACGAGCAAUCAAACCUUCUCCAGCAACAUCAUUAAGGAAACAAUGUACUAGCCGAGCUGCUGUGUCUCGGUGGCUCUAAGGCUCUAAUAGUCGGGGGUUUUGUGUUUUCAGCCAGGGGCUAAGCAUUUUAUUGGUGUUUUUAUUGACUUCAGAUGUGUCUAUGGUCAUUAUUGUAUGCAUGUUUAUUUUUCGUACCUGUUUAAUGUACUAUUGUGCAGGUUCUGUAUGGUUUUGUGUUGCUGUUUCUGCUUCGAACAUUGCUCGUGCUUCUGAAAAGACUCCUCAACUCUCAUUAGUUAGGAAGUGAGCAUGGGUACGGCCUCCAUGCACAUCCUAACAUCUUUUCAGAAGUAAAGUUUGCUAUACAGAACACACAUCAUAUGAUAUUAAACAGGCAAGACAUAGGAGAAUAUGGGUGAAAUGUCUCUUCUAGGACUUGGUCUUCAAGGACAAGCCUAGUGAAUCUGUAUGUCCACAAACAAGGUUUUAAUGACUGGAUAUUUUCCAUAGUGUGUAAAUACAAUAAUUUGACACACUGCGUUGUAAAUAGCAUGACAUUUGUAUCACAGAAGUAGUUUAAUUUUCUUGUAAAGUUUUGUGUAAUAGCCAUGCACUAAUACUGUCCAAAUUCAUUAGGGUCCAGAAAUGUGGGUACUUGAACAGUAGACUGUAAUUAAUGCAUACACAUUGUAAAUACCCAUCGUAUUUGUCACCAUGAAAAAUGAUAAAUGGUAUUUAUGUUAAAUCUAGACAUCAGUUCCACAGUCUAAGUAUUACGUAUUUGUCUAAAACAAGAACUCCGUCAGCAUGUUUGAGGUUUUUUUUUGUAUACUGUGUUUACUGUCCUGAAGUUUAAAAAAAAAACUACAACUUAUUGCACAAAAGCUUUAAACACCACCCCUAACCUUACUCCGCUACCUGCUAAGUGUUUUAAAAUGAGAAUGGACUGUUCCUUUUAAAAUACACACUGGCUCUCUGUCUCCCUCCUAUAAGGAAUGUAUUUGCCCACUUUCAAUUUGCUCAUUGUACUUCUGAGAAGCAUCCACUCAGCAGUGUUUCAGUGCAUUGACAUAGUAAUGUGUUUAAAUGAGAUAAACAUUGACUAUCCCCUGACAAUUGCAGUUCAGGAGUGAUAUAUUUUCACUUGCACCUGGGUCCUUCCUUCCUUCAACCUUUGGGUAUGAUUAAGGUAGAGGAAGUAGCACAUGAUCCUUUUGAGUUUGCCUGUACUGGCUUUAAAGAAUACAGUACCUACCACUUAAGGCAGUUUAAGGCAAGUGGAAUAACAACCGGUAUUAACUAUUCACAUAUCAUUUAAAAUGCCACUGUAUUGUCAAACGACAUAACUGUAAUUACAUUACAACUGAUUUAACUAAUCAUGAAUACCAAUUCAAGUAGACUGUGCAUUAAUAAGAAAUGUGACUCAAAAAUAUAAAAUAAGAAUCAGUAGUGGGAUUUCGUGUGAAAAGUUGAUCAGAAAAUAGUAAAAAAACAAGAGAUUUUGUUUACAGUAUCGAUUAGUAAACUAGAAUAACUCUCAUAUAUGAACAGAAAAUGCAAAGUCAAUACACUAAAUAUUUCUGCAGGGCCGGUAUAUAAACUGCCCCAUUAUUUAGCAAGAAUGAAACCAUGCCUCUGAUAAAUAGGUUUGCCACAGACUAAUCAGGGAUAAUACAUUGCUCUGUGGCAGAUUGACGUGUGUAUAAAUAUUCAGAGCAUUACCAGUCAACUGUUUAUCUGUGUGAAGCCAAAAUCGAUAGCAAGAGAAUUAUCUUACACAAAAGCAUGUAAAGAGAGAUUUGCUGUCAAAAAAGUAUUACUAUUCUGGGGCUCCGGGAAGACAAAUUGAACCAGAUCAACUUGACAAGCAACAUAAAACCUGAGUGUUGUGAGGGAUGCCGCCACUAAAAAGCAAAAACAAAAAGCAGUUGCACUGCAAGUUAAAAAAUAACUGUUACUCAGAAGCCAAUUCAACAGUGAUUCAGAGGAUGAAAGAAGAACUGCAACUGGUCCUUGUUUCUGCUGGCCCACAGGAAGAUCCAGCUGUUGCCCAAGCCUUAUCAGAACCUUCUCUGGCAGUAAGGAGAAUACUGAGAGAGGGAUUUUCCUGGCCCUGGUCCGCUAGCCAUAGCUGAAACGAAGUGCAUGGAUUGAAUUGUAAAUUUGGAGAUCUGCAUUGCUGUAAUGAGCACCUACAAGUCGAUAGCUGUAAUUAAAGUUGAUGUCUGUAAUUAAAAGAACACUAGGUGACACUUCUUUUAAUAUUUAUUACACAAAGCUGUGCGGAGUCAGUGUGCCAUACAAGUCUGAUUACAUGUGUAGUUGUUCAUUCAUAGUGUAUGCAUAAUUACAGUGUAGUAAACAUCACUAACACAGUAGAUGUUGAUACUAUUAGUACACAAUGAACAGCUUCUAAGACUGUUUCAGUGCACUCCCCCCCCCCCCCCCCCC